Molecule: messenger RNA, 8853 nt
Organism: Dunckerocampus dactyliophorus (ringed pipefish)
Lineage: Eukaryota; Metazoa; Chordata; Actinopteri; Syngnathiformes; Syngnathidae
Gene: chd2
Product: chromodomain helicase DNA binding protein 2
Exons: 41
Coding region: 2410-7833 (1807 amino acids)
Biological process (GO): nucleosome organization; regulation of transcription by RNA polymerase II
Cellular component (GO): nucleus; chromatin
Molecular function (GO): DNA binding; ATP binding; ATP hydrolysis activity
Source: RefSeq, a predicted model, not a curated record
AAAAACGAACUGUUGGCCAUUUUGAAUCUAAAAGGCUUUUUAACUUGUUGCCCUGGUGGUUUGGCGCCCAAAUGACGAAAAAAGCAUUUCAUUUUCAAAUGUAUACCUCAACAGCAUGUACUUAUGGUUUUAAAGUCGUUUUGGCGUGAGGGGGGAAUAAAGAGACGACGUUUUCAUACUUAGCUGGCGGCCAUUACUAGCUAAACGAGGAAGGAGAGGAAGUGGAAUCUGGCUUACGUUGCGAGCAAAGUGGGCAGAGCUGCUGAAGGAUAUCAGCUCCGGGAGAGGCGGAGAGGACGACACACGCAACACAGGGAGCGAGAAGACCGGCACGGAGAGGAGCUCUCGUCCAGCGAUGCCGCCGAAAAAAACACCAAAAUGGUCCAAAAACACGACGCCGACCCGGGUAGAUGACGGGGGAUAGUCUCAACUGCGGAUGUGGGACUUCCCCCUGUGGAUCACACCAUGCGAUGCAGAAAGAGCUCAUCUGACCGAGAAAAAUGGGGUUGACGCCUUGGUAUGUCGAUGUUGCGGAUGGGUUCGUACAAAUUUCGCUCCAGAGUAGAACUAACUGAUUCAACGGGAUUUUGCUGACAUGGAGACAGCGUUGUUAAAACAUGAAGAUAGCGUUCUUAAACGUGAAGAUGGAAAAUUUUGAAAAGCUGAAUUUAUUUUUUUUGACGGGAAUACGUUUUGGAUUUUUAAAUUUUUAAAGACACCAUGGACAUUGGAACGCAGUUGCUCGCUGUGUGAUGGACAAUAUUUACAGUUUUUUGAGAAACACAAAAUUGGCAAUUGUACAUUGGUAUUGAUGCUGUUUUCAAAUAAAGUAUAUGUUCUGUAUUUUUUCUUCUUUACUUUGUUUUAUCCCCAAUAUAUAAAGGCUGUUUGGUAUGACAUUUUAAAUAGAGUCCCGAAGGUUCACAUUUGGAUGUUUUCAAUUGUAUGUUUAUACUUUUUAUAACAACUUCACUAAUUAUUUGACAACCAUCAAGCUUGGCGGAUGUAGUUAUGAAGCAAACAUAAUUGCGAAAAGGAUUGGAUAAGUCCUCAAGUAAUGUUUUAUUUCUUCACUUUUUGUUCUUUUCAGAAAUGACUGUUAUAUUUAUGAGAAAGGGGUUUAUUUUUUAAUAGUUUAAUAUUCUGACCUCUUUAGUCCCGGUAGCUAAUAAAACAACAACAAAAAAUCAAUCAAUAAAACACUACCUUUAGCAAUGGUUAAAUUGCAUUUGUUGUGAGCUGAAAUGGUUUCCUAAAGAUUUCUAAAAUGGCUUCUGGCUGUUCUUCUUCCUGUUCAUGCAGGAAGUGAUGUAAUUGCAGCAAAAUAUAUUUUCACCCUUAGUAGUCAUCACUGCCUAAUGAAAUGAGACCAAGCUUUCACUUUCAGGCUUGUGAAAUGGUGAUGAAAAUAAGACUACGUUUUAUUUAAAGAAAAGUUGUAGAUGAAGGGGAGGGACUUAAACAUCACCUGAGUGUUGGCUAAAUGGAAAUAACGUCAAUCAAAGGCUUUCAGAGCUAGGAAGGAGCUGUACAUGGCGGAUCAUCCUUAGGAAGGCUGCUAUGGGCUGUCGUCAUACCGUUUUUUUUUGGCCGUGUGUCGACUCGGUCAAUGGCCUGGUCCCUUAAAAUGAUGCUUCUGGGUUUUCGGUUUAUAUUUUAGUGGGAUUUUUGCUGUUUUUGUGGUGUUUUCGGGCUGUUUUUCCGUGUCGAAUGUAUCGUCUGGGCUGUGGGAGUGCUUGUCGUUGUUUUCCAUGCAGGGCUAUGGCAGCCAUGGCGCGCCUCCAUUUUUAGUGAGCUGCUCGCCUCUGUUGCUCUGAGGCUUGACAGCAGACCAGGUCCGGAGAGGCCUAGAAUGUCUUAGAAACUUUAUUCUUUUUUGUAACUAACUCCAAAUUGUUACUUUUCAUUGCUUGGUUUGAUUUAAAUCGGACAUUAAUUUAAUUUGCAUGACGACGUAUCGCAAUGAAAUAGCUGCUCUAUCGGCUAAUACUUUCCUGGCGGAUUGCUAAUGUUUACAUUGUUUUGGGUAUUAAUUCCGAUUUUUUUCAUAGUUAGAGUUUAUUUUUUUCACUUACUGUUCUGAUGACGCAGUUAGAAUUAAUUGAUGCGACUCGGCCCAUGGGCUACAUUGAAAUGGAUGCAUUGCACAUGUAGGCUAAUGGAAUAGCAGCUUUCUUUAGCAAGUGUAUUUCAAUAAGCGACGCGUGUCUAGGUAUGAUAGCAUACUUGUAUUUAAUGCCACUUUCUCCUUUCGCGUCCGGUCGCCUGGGAUUUAACUGUCUCCCGAGUGAAGGCAAUCUUGAGGGACUUGUGUGAUACUUCAUGCUUCCAGCAACUUUUUGACACUAAAUACCAGGACAUCACCUCUCCUGAGGAUAUAUUUAUAUUUUUAAAGAAACACUUUUUUCAAUGAUGAAGAACAGGAAUAAAAAGCAGGAGGAUGAAGGAUCGGCUCACAGCAAUGUAUCCAGCAAUUCAGCCUCCGAAGAAUCCAACCACUCCGCGUCGGAGUCGGGCAGCCAGUCAGAGAGCGAGCGUGGCAGUGAGAGGCGACGAUGCCGCAACUCUGAGACAAACAGCUCCUCCGACUCGGAGAGUCGCUCGGAGUCGGGCAGUGAGUCUGCAGAGUCGAAAAGGCAAACGAUUACGGAGGCCAAAGAUAAACCAGCAAAGAAGAAGGAACGGCAGGCUGAUGUCAAGAAGAUGUGGGAGGAGCAUCCAGACGUGUACGGAAUCAGAAGAUCCAAUCGCAGUAGACAAGAGCCGUCUCGCUUGAACAUCGGCGCUGGGGGUAGCAGUGACUCAGAGAGUGAAAGUCCAAAAAGAAAAACCUCUCGUGCAAAAAAGGAAAAUAUCUGGAAAGAUGAUGAUGACUCAAAUGAUGACGAGGAGGAGGAAACGUCCGACAGUUCAGACAGUGAGCAGGAAGAGAAAAAAGUUAGAUCCAGACGACUUCCUGCUAGAAGGCCUCAGACAAAAUCCUCAAACAAAAAACAACUGUCACAGAAAGGAAAGAAGUCCAGGAAACAAGAGUCCUCCCCUGAAGAAGAGGAGGAUGACGAGGACGAGGACGAGGACGAGGAUGAGGAGGAUACUCCGAAGAGACAAACUCGUCGCAGAGGGGCGACCAAAGUCAAAAGCUAUAAAGAAGACCAACAUGACUUUGAAACAGACUCUGAUGAUCUGAUUGAAAUGACGGGUGACGCUUGCGAGGAGCAGCAGGAUGACGACAGCGAGACCAUUGAAAAAGUCAUGGACACCAGGAUUUCCAAAAAAGGAGCAACGGGAGCUCCCACGACCAUUUACGCCAUGGAGGAGAAUGGAGACCCUUGUGAAGGCUUUAACCCCAACAACGAAGACGAAGGAGAAACUCAGUAUCUGAUCAAGUGGAAGGGUUGGUCUUAUAUCCACAACACAUGGGAGAGCCUGGACUCGCUGACGCAGCAGAAGGUCAAGGGCUUGAAGAAGCUGGAGAACUACAAAAAGAAGAUGGAUGAGCUCGAUUCAUGGUUGAGGAAGGCUUCUCCUGAGGAUGUGGAAUUCCAUAACUGCCAGCAGGAGCUGAUUGCAGACCUGAACAAACAGUUCCAGUUUGUAGAGCGUGUCAUCGCAACCAAAACAGGGAAAAUACAUGGAUCGUCUGACUUCCCAUCUCACAGUCACAAGAUUCCAUCUUCCAACGAGCCAGAGUACCUAUGCAAGUGGAUGGGCUUACCGUACUCGGAAUGCAGCUGGGAGGAUGGGGCGCUGGUGAUGAAGAAGUUUCAGCACUGCAUAGACAGCUUCUUGAACCGCAACUCCAGCAAAACGGUCCCCUCUAAAGACUGCAAGGUGUUGAAACAAAGACCAAGAUUUGUUGCUCUGAAGAAGCAGCCGUCGUAUAUCGGAGAUGAGAACCUGGAGCUGAGAGACUAUCAGCUGGCUGGCCUCAACUGGUUGGCACAUUCUUGGUGCAGGUGUAAUAGUGUCAUCUUGGCAGAUGAAAUGGGACUGGGAAAGACCAUCCAGACCAUUUCCUUCCUGUCCUACCUGUUCCACCAGCAUCAGCUGUAUGGGCCCUUCUUACUGGUGGUGCCCCUGUCCACACUCACCUCCUGGCAGAGGGAAUUUAGCACGUGGGCCCCCGACAUGAAUGUAGUUGUCUACCUCGGUGAUGUCAUGAGCAGAAAAACGAUCCGUGAUUAUGAGUGGGUGAACCAUCAAACCAAAAGAAUCCGAUUCAAUGCACUGUUAACAACUUAUGAAAUUCUCCUAAAAGACAAGGGGGUUCUGGGUAACAUCAACUGGGCAUUCCUGGGUGUGGAUGAGGCUCACAGGCUGAAGAACGAUGAUUCCCUCUUGUACAAAACCUUAAUGGAGUUCAGGUCCAACCACAGACUCCUCAUUACAGGCACUCCUUUGCAGAACUCUCUGAAAGAGCUCUGGUCACUGCUGCAUUUCCUCAUGCCAGACAAGUUUGACUCGUGGGAGGAUUUUGAAGACGAUCACGGCAAAGGACGUGAGAAUGGCUACCAGAGUCUUCACAAAGUCCUCGAGCCUUUCCUCCUCCGACGUGUCAAAAAGGAUGUGGAGAAGUCACUACCUGCCAAGGUGGAGCAGAUUCUUCGUGUCGACAUGACUGCACAGCAGAAACAAUUUUACAAGUGGAUUUUAACACGGAAUUACAAAGCUCUUGCCAAAGGCACCCGAGGCAGCUCCACAGGCUUCCUGAACAUCGUUAUGGAGCUGAAAAAGUGCUGUAACCACAGCUUUCUCAUCAAACAACCUGAGGAUGGAGAUCCUGAAACUCAGCAGGAACACCUGCAGAAUCUUGUGCGGGGCAGUGGGAAGCUGGUGCUGCUUGACAAGCUGCUGACCCGGCUCAGAGAGAGAGGCAACAGAGUACUGAUCUUCUCGCAAAUGGUCAGAAUGUUGGACAUUCUGGCUGAAUACCUUGCCAAGAAACGCUGUCCAUUCCAGCGACUGGAUGGGUCCAUUAAAGGAGAAAUUCGAAAGCAAGCACUUGAUCACUUCAAUGCAGAAGGCUCUGAGGACUUCUGUUUCCUCUUGUCUACGAGAGCAGGGGGUUUAGGAAUAAACUUGGCCUCGGCCGACACUGUCGUCAUUUUUGACUCUGACUGGAACCCUCAAAAUGACUUGCAGGCACAAGCCAGGGCCCAUAGGAUUGGACAAAAGAAACAGGUGAAUAUAUAUCGACUGGUUACCAAGGGAACAGUUGAGGAGGACAUUAUUGAGAGGGCAAAGAAGAAGAUGGUUUUAGACCACCUGGUCAUCCAGCGAAUGGACACCACUGGUCGAACUGUACUGGACAGCAACUCUGGAAACACAAAUUCCAACCCAUUUAACAAGGAAGAGCUCACUGCUAUUCUCAAGUUUGGUGCAGAAGAGCUCUUUAAAGAGGCAGAGGGAGAAGAGUCUGAACCACAGGAGAUGGACAUUGAUGAAAUUCUGAGGUUGGCUGAAACAAGAGAAAGUGACCAAGGACCAGGGAGUGCCACCGAUGAACUUCUCUCUCAGUUUAAGGUGGCCAAUUUUUCCAGCAUGGAGGAAAGCGUUCCCGCUGACUUUGAGGAGAAACCUGCUCGGGAAUGGGAUGACAUCAUCCCAGAGGAGCAGCGGCGCAAAAUAGAGGAGGAGGAGAAGCAGCGGGAAAUGGAUCUCUUCAUACUGCCAAGAAGCAGGAGUUCAAACAAGCGGGCUCAGGCCAAUGACAGUGAUAGUGAUGUCGGCUCCAAGCUGAAGCAGCACUCCUCCGGCUCCGAAAGUGAGACUGACGACAGCGAUGAAGAUAAGAAGCCAAAGAAGAGAGGCAGACCGCGAGCCCGCAAAAACAACGUGGAGGGUUUCACCGACGCAGAGAUCCGCAGGUUCAUUAAGGCUUACAAGAAAUUUGGAGCUCCACUUGAAAGGUUAGAGGCCAUUGCACGCGACUCUGAGCUGGUGGACAAGUCAGUAGCAGACCUGAAGAGACUUGGCGAGCUCAUUCACACUAGUUGUGUGGCUGCAGUGCAAGAACACGAGGAAAACCUGAAAGAGAACCCAGUCGAAGCUAAAGGUCCCGGGAAACGGCGAGGGAUCAACAUAAAGAUCUCAGGGGUGCAGGUUAAUGCCAAAUCAAUCAUACAGCAUGAGGAGGAAUUUGAGCCUUUGCACAAAGCAGUGCCUACCAAUCUGGAUGAGAGGAAUAAGUUCAAGCUCACAUGCAGAGUCAAGGUAGCUCACUUUGAUGUGGAAUGGAAUGUGGAAGACGACAUUCAGCUCUUACUGGGAAUAUAUGAACACGGGUUCAACAAUUGGGAUCUGAUCAAGACCGAUCCUGACCUCAGGCUUAGUGAAAAGAUUCUUCCAGAUGAUCCAAGCAAGAAGCCUCAGGCCAAGCAGCUGCAAGCUCGAGCAGAGUAUCUUCUCAAGCUGCUCAAAAAGGAGCAAGAUAGUGGGGAUUUGUCUAAAACGGGGGACGAGGUAAAAGUGAAGAAAAGAAAGCCUCGGGUGAAAAAGGAGAAGAUCGUCAAGGACGAGCAGGGUAACAACAUCUCAUCUCCACGCUUGUCCGACAAUCCGUCAGAGGAGGGCGAACUCAAGGAGGAAGGAGCAGAGAAGUCGCCUACUAAGAAAAGGCAAAAGAAGGACAACAAGGAGAACAAAGAAAAACAGGGAACCCCUAAAAAGGAGAAGGAAGGGGAAAAAGAAAAGAAGGGCAACAAGGCCAGAAAGGAGAAGGCUAAAGGAGCCAAAGGGAGGAAAACCCAAGGGCCAGUUCACAUCACUGCAGGCUCUGAGCCCGUUCCCAUCGAAGGAAAGGAGGACGAUGAACUUGACCAGGAGACUUUCAGUAUUUGUAAGGAGCGGAUGCGGCCCGUGAAGAAGGCCUUAAAGCAACUGGAUAAACCAGACGAGGGUUUGUCGGACCAGGAGCAGCUACAGCACACACGUACAUGCCUGCUGAAGAUCGGAGACCGAAUUACAGAGUGCCUUAAAGCCUACAGCGACCCUGAGCACGUCAAGAUAUGGCGACGAAACCUCUGGAUUUUUGUGUCCAAGUUUACAGAGUUUGGCGCUAGGAAGCUUCAUAAGCUUUAUAAAAUGGCCCAGAAGAAACGAUCACAUGAUGAAGAGAAGGAACAGAAGAAGAAGGACGACCCCGGAGGCAGAGUUAAACCUUUUCGACCAGAAGCCUCCAGUUCCAGUCGGGAUUCCUCGGGUCCACAGUCAACAUCGUCUCACGCUACAAAGUCAGGACCACACGGGCACCACAGAGAACCCUACAACAUGGCCAACAAACGGCACUUUGGCAACGAUGACAGGGGAGACUGGCAGAGGGAGCGCAAGUACAACCACCCCGGCAACAGCAACCAGUCGUGGCAGGGGGAGCGCCACCAUCCGUACGACGGCCACCGCUACAAGGACCAUUAUGGUGACCGACACUCACACGGGGACUCAUAUCGCAGCUCAGGUGGUUACCGUAACAACAGCUCCCCCCGCAAGAGGCCGUACGACCAGUACAGUAACGACCGUGACCACAGGGCUCACCGGCCAUACUAUGACAGACAUCUGGACCCCAAAAGAAGACGUCCAGACGACUUCCGUCCCAACUAUCACCAGGGCCGGGACGCCCCUCCUCAGGACUUCCGCAGGAUGCCCGAUCACAGGCCGAGCGGUCCACCUGGCCCGGAUCACUACGGCAGACCCUUCCACCCGGAAAAACCACCUCCGCUGCUCGAUCCUCGCUCUCCGCAGGCUCAGAAGUCGCCGCACGACUCCCGCUCGCCUCUUGAGCGCCCCGGUGACCCCAACACCCUUCCAGACCCCAACUGGAACAUGAGGAAGACAUAGAUGUUGGAGUCGGCAGUUAUAAGCUGGAAGGUAAGUCCUGCGCGAACAAUGGCACUCACUCUAAAGGAAAGAUCAUCCUUGUUUCAUGAAAAGACAGGACUCUAUGGAAUGCUGAUGGAUGCUUAGUCCUAUGGACUACUUUCUUAGGGAUGCAUGAACUGUUGACUGAUCUCAAUCCAAAAAGUGCCUGAAGGGUUUUUUGGCCUUUCUCCCCCCCCCCCCACAAAUGUAUGGGAGUAUUCCCAAAAGGAACCAUGAUGACGAUGAUGACUUUUUGUUUGUUUUGUGUGUUAAGCUUUUUUAUGUCAUUGAGUACAUCCGAAUGUGUUCUCAUGUGCACCUUUUUGAAACAUUUGUCUUGAACGUGUAGCGCAACGGAGUCAUGGCCAAAGUUGAGAGCCAUGCCAGUACAUUUCCUUUUUUUCACCUCACAUGUACUGAUGAUCAUGUACGUGGUUGCUAUAACCACUUUCCCAAGGACAUAGAAGACGCAGUGUUUAUUAUACUCUCUCAAAGUCUCAUAACACUACAAGAACAAUCACUCUUUCAAAAAUAACACCACAGUAUUAUGAUGGCUCUUCCCAAUCAUGGACUUGUCAACUGGAAGAUAUGAUCAUGUUCUAGCUCCCAGUGCCAAACCUCACCCUCUUCCUUUCUUCAGUUUUUCACGUUUGUGCCUUAUUUACGUGUCCGUUUCCCUUCAGUAUUGUGGUGUUAAGUGUUAAACAGUCACAUUUAUUGAGGACAUGGCUGAAAGUGAAAAGCGGUGAAGGGACCAUACUGUUAUAUGAUGUGUGUUGACAAGUAAGAAAAAGAUGUUUCGCUAGCAACCUUGCAGCACAUCUCUUUUUCUUCAUCUUCUUCGUCUUUUUCCGCCACGUCGAGUUAUAUUUCUUGUAUCAUAUGUUCUUGAAGAAAAAUAAUUUAUAUUUGUGAUGAAACCACUCUUUAUGAGAAAUGUGCUGUACAUAUGUUUGGACAUAUGUAAUAAAACUUUGGUACACAAAGGACUAAACAGUG